Molecule: messenger RNA, 1756 nt
Organism: Brachypodium distachyon (stiff brome)
Lineage: Eukaryota; Viridiplantae; Streptophyta; Magnoliopsida; Poales; Poaceae
Product: blue-light photoreceptor PHR2
Exons: 4
Coding region: 121-1464 (447 amino acids)
Biological process (GO): photoreactive repair
Molecular function (GO): FAD binding; DNA binding
Source: RefSeq, a predicted model, not a curated record
CUUCUUCCCUCCUCGGAUCCACACUUCCCUCUCUUCUCUUCCCCUCGCGCCUCAUCCAAACCAAACCCACUCCCGCAUCUCCCCAUCUCAACAACCGCCGCCGCCGCCACCUCGCCAUCCAUGGCCGCCGCCUCCGACUCCGACCCCGCCGCCCACCCUCGCGACGACCCCAGCCUCCCCUUCGCCUCCUUCUCCCUCUCCCUUUCCCUCCGCUCCCCCACCAUCCCCGCCACCCUCGCAUCCGUCCCCUCCGCCAUCCACCUACCCACCCAAGUCUCCACCCUCGCCGUCUGCCUCCACCCCUCGGCCGCCUCCUCCUCCCCGCGCCGCUCCACCCGCCUCAACGCCGCCGCAGCCUCCCUCCUCUCCCCGUUCCCCGCCUCCACGCCCAGCCUCUCCCGCUCCUUCCCGUCCGGUGCCCCCGGCGCCGCCGGUCGCCGCCGCACGCUCGUAUGGUUCCGAGCUGACCUGCGCCUCCACGACCACGAGCCUCUCCACGCCGCCGUCGGCGCCUCCUCCUCCCUCCUCCCCGUCUUCGUCUUCGAUCCCCGCGACUUCGGCAAGUCCCCCUCGGGCUUCGACCGCACCGGACCUUACCGCGCCAAUUUCCUGCUCGACUCCGUCGCCGAUCUGCGCCGGAGUCUCCGCGCGCGCGGCGGCGACCUGGUGGUGCGGGUGGGGAGGCCCGAGGUUGUGAUCCCCGAGCUCGCGCGGGCUGCCGGAGCAGAGGCUGUGUACGCGCAUGGGGAGGUGUCGCGGGACGAGUGCCGCACCGAGGACAAAGUGAGCCAGGCGAUAAAGAAGGAGGGUGUUGAGGUCAAGUACUUCUGGGGCAGCACGCUGUACCACAUGGACGAUCUGCCCUUCAGGCUCGAGGACAUGCCAUCUAACUAUGGCGGUUUCAGGGAGGCCGUGAAAGGCUUGGAGGUUAGAAAGGUGCUGGACGCUCCAGAGGAGGUCAAGUGUGUGCCCAUGAAGAAUGUUCUCGAACCUGGCGAUAUCCCCACGCUUGGUGAGCUUGGACUCUCUGCGCCGCCAGCUAUGGCACAGGACUCGAAAUCUGCUGUUGGUUCAACUCUCAUUGGUGGCGAGGCAGAAGCUCUCGAGAGGUUGAAGAAGUUUGCUGCAGAAUGUUGUAUGCAGCCAAACAAAUCAGCGAAAGAUAGUACACGGGAUAGCAUCUAUGGUGCUAAUUUCUCCUGCAAAAUUUCCCCAUGGCUUGCUACUGGGUGCCUCUCUCCACGAUUCAUGUACGAGGAGUUAAAGAAAACAAUUAGAGCAAUUCCCUCCGGGUCAGCACCCAAGAACGGUGAUGGAACAUCCGACGCCGGGACAAAUUGGUUAAUGUUUGAGUUGCUAUGGAGAGAUUUCUUCAGGUUUGUCACCAAGAAGUACAGUUCUGCACAGAAGACAUCUGAAGUUGCACCUGCCACUGGUUGCACUCCCUCCCCUGCGUUUGUGUGAGCAUGAACGUAAUUAGCCAAGCAGAGAGACAGCUUCUGAGCUUCUGAUUUUUUGUUUCUAUUUUGUGACCAACUUAUGCAACCUUUCAGUGGAGUGUGAAUUGUUUCCAAUAAAUGUUGCUAGCGGAAAGUGAUGCCCCAAGUAAGCUGUUCCUGCAUUAUGGACCAAUUUGAUCUCACAAGAGAUCCUUUUAUCUGUCGACAUAUUGUGAAGGACUAUUGCAUAGAGCAACCCUGAAUGCCUGCUUCAGUUUUGUUUUCUUGGAAUGGAAUAAAGUAGAAAUUGAACAGAA